This is a messenger RNA of Nycticebus coucang (slow loris), 5850 nucleotides long. RefSeq lists its product as uncharacterized. The record is from RefSeq and is a predicted model, not a curated record. Gene Ontology annotation, biological process: proteolysis; DNA integration; virion assembly. Lineage: Eukaryota; Metazoa; Chordata; Mammalia; Primates; Lorisidae. Gene Ontology annotation, molecular function: aspartic-type endopeptidase activity; RNA-DNA hybrid ribonuclease activity; zinc ion binding.
AGGAGAACCAGGGACGCCUGGUUGUCUCCUGCUGUAAGGGCGCUGGUCGAGUCUGGUUGUUCGAUCAAAAAUUACGGGAAACGCGCCCGUCUGAUUCUGUUAUAGGCUUGUGAAGGACCAAGUGUAGUAGGUGGGUCCUUGUACCUGUAAUAUUUCUGUUAUUUCUGUUAUUUGUGUUUCUGACAUAUCCACUGACGAUGGGACAGACUGUGACAACCCCUCUGAGUUUAACUCUAGAUCAUUGGACUGAGGUGAAGAGAAGAGGUCGUGAUCUGUCAGUAGAGGUUAAAAAAGGCCCAUGGCAGACUUUCUGCUCCUCGGAGUGGCCUACUUUUAACGUCGGCUGGCCCUCAGGAGGAACCUUUGACUUAUCUCUUAUUUUUGCUAUUAAAGAGAUUGUUUUUCAGAGAGGACUGGGAGCCCAUCCGGAUCAACAACCUUACAUCAUAGUCUGGCAGGACCUGGUGCAGAAUCCGCCCCCCUGGGUUCGGCCGUGGACUGCCACAUCCAGGCCCCCGUCUAAUCCUCAGGUGCUCGCUGUCCAAUCUUCUGGUCCCAGAAAAGGGGGCGACAGUUCGGACCCCCCUAAGAAGAUCUACCCGGAAAUCCAGACUGAUCAUCUUCUCCUCGACCCUCCACCCCCUCCUCCCCCAUACCCUCCCGCCUUGGCUCCUGUCGGGGGGCAGGGAGGACCAGCAUCGCCGGAUCCGGCGAUUGCCCCCUCUGCACCCCCAGGGGAACCUUCACUGGGGCCCGCACAAGGUACCAGGAGUCACCGCCGGGGAGGAGUGUCUCCCGACACUACUGUUGCCCUACCCCUGAGGGCAUACGGCCCCCCGCCGGUGGCAACAGAUGAGGAACCACCUCCUCUCCAGCCCCUCCAGUACUGGCCAUUUUCUUCCGCAGACCUGUAUAACUGGAAAACUAAUCACCCCCCUUUUUCAGAAAACCCCCAACGCCUGACUGGGCUGGUAGAGUCCCUGAUGUUCUCUCAUCAGCCCACAUGAGAUGACUGCCAGCAGCUCAUACAGACCUUCACUACUGAAGAGAGGGAGAGGAUUUUAUUAGAAGCUAGAAAGAAUGUACUCGGGGCAGAUGGGCGUCCUACCCAGCUCCCCAACAUCAUCGAGGCUGCCUUUCCCCUCUCCAGACCAGACUGGGAUUUCAACACGGCAGAAGGUAGGGAGCGACUGUCAGUCUAUCGCCAGGCUCUAGUGGCUGGCCUCCGUGGGGCGGCAAGACGCCCCACUAAUUUGGCUAAAGUAAGAGAAGUAAUACAGGGGGCCACGGAACCCCCCUCUGUGUUUCUUGAGCGUCUAAUGGAAGCUUUUAGGCGCUACACCCCAUUUGACCCUGCCUCUGAAGGACAGAGGGCUUCCGUGGCUAUGACUUUCAUAGGGCAGUCAGCUGUAGACAUUAAAAGAAAGCUGCAGAGAAUUGAAGGAUUGCAGGACUAUACCUUGCAGGAUUUAGUUAAGGAAGCUGAGAAAGUAUACCAUAAAAGAGAAACUGAGGAAGAAAAAGAGCAGAGAAAGGAGAAAGAGAGAGAAGAAAGGGAAAAUAAGAGAGACCGAAGACAGGAGAAAAACUUAACACGGAUUUUGGCCGCAGUAGUAGGGGAGAAGAGCCAGGAACAGGUCCAAGGUAGAACUACGAAGUCAGGUAGUCUGAAUAACCGCAUCCCGUUAGAUAAGGACCAAUGUGCGUACUGUAAGGAAAAGGGGCACUGGGCCAGGGAAUGUCCUAAAAAAAAGAAGAAAGAACUCUCCAAGAAAGUACUGGCCUUAGAGGAAGAAGAAGAUUAGCGGGGACGGGGCUCGGAACCCCUCCCCGAGCCUAGGGUAAUACUUAAGGUGGAGGGGAAGCCAGUUGAGUUCCUUGUAGACACCGGAGCUCAACACUCAGUCCUACUUGAACCAUCAGGACCCGUCUCCAAGAAAAAAUCCUGGGUUGUAGGGGCCACAGGGCAUCAGCAGUACUCAUGGACUACCCGAAGAUCAGUAGAUCUGGGAGUGGGACGGGUAACCCACUCAUUUUUAAUUAUCCCUGAGUGCCCUGCGCCCCUCCUCGGGAGAGAUUUACUCACCAAAAUGGAAGCCCAAAUCACUUUUACUCCUGAUGGCCCAGAGGUAACCCAAAAUAAGAGGGUAAUAGCCCUGACCAUGCAUUUAGAGGAUGAACAUAGACUCUUUGAAAAGCAGCGGGAGAAAGGGACUAGUUUCGUAAAUGACUGGCUAGAAAAAUAUCCCGGAGCAUGGGCCGAAACUGCUGGAAUGGGACUGGCUGCAGAAAGGCCGCCUAUAGUCAUAGAACUCAAAGCUACUUCCACUCCUGUGGCAGUGCGCCAAUAUCCUAUGACUAAGGAAACUCGGGAAGGAAUUAAGCCUCACAUUCAGCGUCUCCUACAGCUAGGCAUACUAGUAAAAUGCCAGUCACCAUGGAACACGCCCUUAUUACCCGUCAAGAAACCCGGCACAGGUGACUAUCGCCCUGUGCAGGACUUAAGAGAAGUAAACAAGCGGGCGCAAAACAUCCACCCCACCGUGCCUAACCCUUAUAAUCUGUUAAGCUCUCUCCCUCCAAACCAUAUCUGGUACACUGUCCUGGAUUUAAAGGACGCCUUCUUCUGCCUCCGACUACACUCCUCUAGCCAGAACAUCUUCGCAUUUGAAUGGAGAGACCCGGACUCUGGAACAACGGGGCAAUUGACAUGGACCCAACUUCCACAGGGGUUUAAGAACUCCCCAACCAUCUUUGAUGAAGCCCUCCACCAAGACCUAGCUCACUUUCGCGCCAGCCACCCUCAGGUGACGCUCCUACAAUAUGUAGAUGACUUACUACUAGCUGGAACAACAAAAGAAGAGUGCUAUCGGGGCACAGAACUAUUGCUAGAAGAACUAGCCCGCUUAGGAUAUCGAGCCUCUGCUAAAAAAGCCCAGAUCUGCCAGAAAGAGGUAACGUACCUGGGUUAUGCCUUAAGAGGAGGGCAGAGAUGGUUAACGGAAGCCAGGAAGCAUACUGUGACUCAGAUUCCAGUUCCCCGCUCGCCCCGCCAGGUGCGAGAAUUCUUAGGAACUGCAGGGUUCUGCCGCUUAUGGAUACCGGGGUUUGCUACUCUGGCAGCUCCCCUCUACCCUUUGACCAAGGAAGGCACUCCCUUCGAGUGGGGUGCCAGCCAACAGCGGGCCUUUGACAACAUUAAAAAGGCCUUAUUAUCAGCCCCGGCCCUGGCUCUACCAGAUGUAACAAAGCCCUUUGUCCUAUACGUAGAUGAGAAGAGAGGAGUGGCCCGAGGGGUGCUGACGCAGCCUUUAGGGCCAUGGAAAAGACCGGUAGCAUACCUCUCCAAGAAAUUGGACCCCGUCGCUGGUGGUUGGCCAGCCUGUCUGAGGUCUGUGGCGGCAGUAGCGGUACUGGUAAAAGAUGCAGACAAAUUGACUAUGGGGCAGAAGUUGACAGUCAUUGCCCCCCAUACUUUAGAAAGCAUCAUCAGACAGCCCCUUGACCGGUGGCUGUCUAAUGCCCGCAUGACACAUUACCAGAGUCUCCUAUUAAACGGAGACAGAGUCCAGUUUGGCCCGCCUGUCAUCCUCAACCCAGCUACCCUAUUACCUGAUACUUCUGUCCAGAAAGAUGUAUUACACACAUGCCAAGAAGUACUGGCUGAGGAAACUGGAACUCGGAAGGAUCUCUGUGAUCAGCCCCUGCCGGAUGCCCAGCUGACCUGGUUCACUGAUGAGAGCAGCUCCAUAAUAGAAGGUAAAAGGGUGGCCGGGGCGGCGGUAGUGGACGAUAAGCAGACCAUCUGGGCAAGUAGUCUGCCUGAAAGGACGUCGGCCCAGAAGGCCGAGCUGGUCGCCUUGACCCAGGCCUUACGUUUGGCGGAAGGGAAAAAAGUUAACAUAUACACCGAGAGCAGGUAUGCUUUUGCUACGGCCCAUGUUCAUGGGGCCAUUUACAGGCAGCGAGGACUGCUGACUUCAGCAGGAAAAGAAAUUAAACACAAGGAAGAAAUCCUAAGUCUACUGGAGGCUGUUCACCUCCCUAAGAAAGUGGCCAUUAUCCACUGCCUUGGGCAUCAGAAAGGGGGGUCCAGAGUUGCCGAGGGAAACCAAAGAGCCGACCGAGAAGCUAAGCUAGCAGCUCAAAGGCUCAACAUCCUGCCGCUAUAUGAAAACACUUUAAGGCCUAGCCUUAAAGAAAUAGCACCCCCCCUUGCCAAACACUUUAAAUAUUCAGAGCGGGAUCUUGAGAGAAUGAACAGAUUAGGCCUCCACUUAGAAUCCCCAGAGGGGAUCUGAGAAACUCCGGAAAGAAAAAUCAUCCUCCCUGAAGAGCAGGCGAUCACCUUUUUCAGACAACUUCAUAAAUUAACUCAUUUGGGCCCCAAGCAUCUAAGAACUAUUGUUCAGUCCUCCCCAUACUAUAUUAUGGAAUUAAGUAAACUCGUUGACGCAGCUGCAAAAGAGUGCAGACCUUGCCAAUUAGUAAACACCCAGCCUAGCACAUUACCUCAGGGUAGACAACUCCGAGGAGAUCGUCCUGGGAGCUACUGGGAAACAGAUUUUACAGAAAUUAAGCCGGCCAAAUACGGAUACAAGUACUUGCUGGUGUUCAUAGAUACUUUCUCAGGAUGGGUCGAAGCUUUUCCUACAAAAAGGGAGACUGCUCAAGUCGUAGCCAAAAUAAUAUUAGAAGAAAUUUUUCCAAGAUUUGGGCUACCCAAGGUAAUCGGGUCCGACAACGGUCCCGCUUUUGUUGCCCAGGUUAAUCAAGGUUUAGCCAAAAUCCUGGGGCUUGAGUGGAAAUUACAUUGUGCUUAUCGGCCCCAAAGCUCAGGGCAGGUAGAGAGGAUGAAUAGAACCCUAAAAGAGGCCAUGACUAAAUUAUCCUUAGAGACUGGCAUUACUGAUUGGACAGUCCUCCUUCCCUUUGCCCUGUUCCGUGUGCGCAACACCCCUAGCACUGUCAAACUGACCCCCUUUGAAAUCCUAUAUGGAGCUCACCCCCCGCUUGUUGCCAUGCAGCACCUCCUUUCCCCAGAAUCUUACUCCUCUCAAUCUCUAUACACCAGAUUAAAAGCCCUUGAAACCGUGCACAAGGAGGUGUGGAGCCGGCUGAUCGAGACCUACAAGCCCGGGGAUCUGCAAAUACCUCACCAGUUCCAGGUUGGAGAUUCGGUGUACAUCCGGCGCCACCGGACAGCCAACCUUGAACCGCGGUGGAAAGGACCAUACCUGGUGCUGCUCACAACCCCUACAGCAAUAAAAGUCGAUGGCAUCGCAGCCUGGAUCCACGCAUCUCAUGUCAAACCAGCACCGCCGCCAGACUCCGGGUGGAAAGUGGAAAAGACAGACAACCCCCUCAAGCUCCGCAUUCGCCGCAGUAGCCCUGCUCCUGCUGAUACAACUCCCGGUGAUAAGUAGUUCCGGUCCCAACCCCCAUGCCCCCCAGAGGUUAACCUGGCAGGUUCUCUCUCAGACUGGUGAUGUAGUAUGGAGUACUACAAAAGAAGACCCUCCUUGGACCUGGUGGCCGUCCCUCACCCCAGAUAUUUGCGCCUUAAUAGCAGGGCUAGAUAAUUGGGAUAUCUCCGAUGAGACCUUUAAAGAGGUUCCAUCAAGCCUUGAUCACCAUUUAACAAAGCGCUCACUUACCCAAGGCUCCACAUCCCAAGGCCAGUACGUUGCAGACGCCCCUGGCUGUGGCAACUUGCCCGCCCAGCGCCGGAUGCGACAAACGGAGUUCUAUAUCUGUCCCCGGGACGGGAAAACGAGAAGCCAAGCCAACAGAUGUGGGGGGGUAGAAAAUUUCUAUUGUAAACAAUGGGGAUGUGAGACGACUGGGCAG